AUGGAUAUCAGCAUAGGCCACCCAGGGGAAGCCACAAUGGGCAACCUGCCGUUUGAUGCAACGGAGCAGCAGCUGCAGGAGAUCCUGACCACGGCAGGACCAAUCAAAAAUUUCAGGCUUGUCGCGGAUCGCGAGACCGGCCGGCCAAAGGGGUUUGGCUUUUGUGAAUUCUUUGACGUGGCGACUGCGGAGAGCGCGCACCGCAACCUGAAUGGUUACGAGCUCGGCGGCCGCACCAUGCGGAUAGACUUUGCAGAAGACUUCCAAACACGGAGACCAGGCGGCGGCGGCGGGCCUGGCGGCGGCGGCGACGGGCGGCCGCCAGUGGCCCCUCAGGGCCCACCGAGUGUGGUCGCCACCGCACCCGCCGGCCUCCCCGCCGUCCCUUGCGCCCCGCCGCAGCCCAUCGGCAUGCCGGCGGCGGCCAUGUCGUCGCAGCAGGUGCGGGCCCUGCUGAACGGCAGUGCGUCCAGCGACCCCGAGGUCCAGGAGCAGCUCAACGCGGCCUUUGCCUCCAUGAGCCGGCCCCAGCUUUACGAGAUCAUGCGGGAAAUGAAGGCGCUCAUAGCGCAGGACCGUGCGGGCGCCAUCCAGUACUUUGCGGAGCGGCCCGGGCUCACCAAGGCGCUCUUCCAGGGACAGAUACUGCUGGGCAUGGUCAAGGCGCCCAGCGUGCCGCCGCCCCAGGAGCCGCAGCCUUACGGCGGCCAGCCGCAGCAGUUCGCGCCCGGCCCUGGCCCCGGCCCAGCCCCUGUGCCCAUCGGCGUUCCACAGGCCCCGUUCCCAGACGGCGGCCCCAUGCAGAUGCCCGGCGCAGCCAUGCCGGUAUCGGCGGCGGGCGGCCCCAUCGGUCUGCAGCACCCGGGAGGCGGCAUGAUGGGGCCCGGGGGGCAGCCGAUGCAGGUGGUGCAGCUGCAGGGCGGCCAGCCAGUGCCAGUCGUGCAGCUGCAGCCGCACAUGGUGAUUGACCACGGGCUGCCCCCGCAGCAGGUGGUGACGCUCGCGCCGCCGCAGCAGCAGCAGUUGCAGCAGCCGCCGCCGCCGCCCGCACCGGCUGCACCCGCGGCGGCAACGGCGGACCCGCAGACGGCGGCGCUGCUGCGGCAGGUCGCGUCGAUGACGGACGAGCAGAUCAACCAGCUGCAGCCCGAGCACAAGGCGCAGGUGCUGUAUGUGAAGGAGCAGAUACGGCUCGGCGUCGUCAGCGUGCCGGGGUUGUGA
Molecule: messenger RNA, 1221 nt
Organism: Monoraphidium neglectum
Lineage: Eukaryota; Viridiplantae; Chlorophyta; Chlorophyceae; Sphaeropleales; Selenastraceae
Product: Cleavage stimulation factor subunit
Exons: 6
Coding region: 1-1221 (406 amino acids)
Biological process (GO): mRNA 3'-end processing
Cellular component (GO): mRNA cleavage and polyadenylation specificity factor complex
Molecular function (GO): mRNA binding
Source: RefSeq, a predicted model, not a curated record